AUGAAUAACAAGCAUAAGCCGACGUACUCUCACAGCCCUAUCGCACUGAAGAAACAGCUGGAGGUCAUCGACCCAGACCUCAAAGUCAACGGCACGGCCCUCAGCAUCAAAAGUGGCGGCGGGGCCACAGGUGGCGGCGGGGCCGAGGUGGCGACGGGGCCGCAGGUGGCGACGGGGCCGCAGGUGGCGGCGGGGCCGCAGGUGGCGGCGGGGCCGCAGGUGGCGGCGGGGCCGCAGGUGGCGGCGGGGCCGCAGGUGGCGGCGGGGCCGCAGGUGGCGGCGGGGCCGCAGGUGGCGGCGGGGCCGCAGGUGGCGGCGGGGCCGCAGGUGGCGGCGGGGCCGCAGGUGGCGGCGGGGCCGCAGGUGGCGGCGGGGCCGCAGGUGGCGGCGGGGCCGCAGGUGGCGACAGGGCCGCAGGUGGCAACAGGGCCGUAG
Molecule: messenger RNA, 435 nt
Organism: Closterium sp. NIES-65
Lineage: Eukaryota; Viridiplantae; Streptophyta; Zygnematophyceae; Desmidiales; Closteriaceae
Source: the annotation of a GenBank genome assembly